This is a messenger RNA of Coregonus sp. 'balchen', 11602 nucleotides long. Lineage: Eukaryota; Metazoa; Chordata; Actinopteri; Salmoniformes; Salmonidae. The record is from the annotation of a GenBank genome assembly.
AAGUUCCCGACUGACAAGGCCUACUUCAUCGCCAAGGAGCUUCUCACCACAGAGAGAACCUUCCAGAAGGACCUGGCGGUUAUUACCGUGGUAAGACUAGUUAUAACCAUAGUAAGACUAGUUAUAACCAUGGUAAGAAUAGUUAUAACCAUAGUAAGACUAGUUAUAACCGUGGUAAGAUUAGUUAUAACUGUAGUAAAAAUAGUUAUAACCGUGGUAAGACUAGUAGACCCCCGCAGCUACACUACCUAUACAGCUGGUGUCCUGUAGACCCCCCAGCUACACUACCUAUACAGCUGGUGUCCUGUAGACCCCCCCCCCCAGCUACACUACCUAUACAGCUGGUGUCCUGUAGACCCCCCAGCUACACUACCUAUACAGCUGGUGUCCUGUAGACCCCCCCCCCCAGCUACACUACCUAUACAGCUGGUGUCCUGUAGACCCCCCCCCCCCCCCAGCUACACUACUAUACAGCUGGUGUCCUGUAGACCCCCAGCUACACUACCUAUACAGCUGGUGUCCUGUAGACCCCCCAGCUACACUACCUAUACAGCUGGUGUCCUGUAGACCCCCCCAGCUACACUACCUAUACAGCUGGUGUCCUGUAGACCCCCCCCCCCCCCCCCCCCAGCUACACUACCUAUACAGCUGGUGUCCUGUAGACCCCCCCCCCCCCCCCCAACUACACUACCUAUACAGCUGGUGUCCUGUAGACCCCCCCCCCCCCCCCCCAACUACACUACCUAUACAGCUGGUGUCCUGUAGACCCCCCCCCCCCCCCCCCCCCCCCCAGCUACACUACUAUACAGCUGGUGUCCUGUAGACCCCCCCCCCCCAGCUACACUACCUAUACAGCUGGUGUCCUGUAGACCCCCCCCCCCCCCCCCCCAGCUACACUACCUAUACAGCUGGUGUCCUGUAGACCCCCCCCCCCCCCCAGCUACACUACCUAUACAGCUGGUGUCCUGUAGACCCCCCCCCCCCCCCCAGCUACACUACCUAUACAGCUGGUGGUCCUGUAGACCCCCCCCCCCCCCCCCCCCAGCUACACUACCUAUACAGCUGGUGUCUUGUAGACCCCCCAGCUACACUACCUAUACAGCUGGUGUCUGUAGACCCCCCAGCUACACUACCUAUACAGCUGGGUGUCCCUGUAGACCCCCCCCCCCCCCCAGCUACACUACCUAUACAGCUGGUGUCCUGUAGACCCCCCCCCCCCCCCCCCAGCUACACUACCUAUACAGCUGGUGUCCUGUAGACCCCCCAGCUACACUACCUAUACAGCUGGUGUCCUGUAGACCCCCCCCCCCCCCCCCCCAGCUACACUACCUAUACAGCUGGUGUCCUGUAGACCCCCCCCCCCCCCCAGCUACACUACCUAUACAGCCUGGUGUCCUGUAGACCCCCCCCCCCCCCCCCCCCAGCUACACUACCUAUACAGCUGGUGUCCUGUAGACCCCCCCAGCUACACUACCUAUACAGCUGGUGUCCUGUAGACCCCCCCCCCCCCCCCCCCCAGAUACACUACCUAUACAGCUGGUGUCCUGUAGACCCCCCCCCCAGCUACACUACCUAUUACAGCUGGUGUCCUGUAGACCCCCCCCCCCCCAGCUACACUACCUAUACAGCUGGUGUCCUGUAGCCCCCCCCAGCUACACUACCUAUACAGCUGGUGUCCUGUAGACCCCCCCCCCCAGCUACACUACCUAUACAGCUGGUGUCCUGUAGACCCCCCCCCCCCCCCCCCAGCUACACUACCUAUUACAGCUGGUGUCCUGUAGACCCCCCCCCCCCAGCUACACUACCUAUACAGCUGGUGUCCUGUAAACCCCCCCCCCCCCCCCCCCCCCCCCCCAGCUACACUACCUAUACAGCUGGGUGUCCUGUAGACCCCCCCCCCCCAGCUAACACUACCUAUACAGCUGGUGUCCUGUAGACCCCCCCCCCCCCCCCCAGCUACACUACCUAUACAGCUGGUGUCCUGUAGACCCCCCCCCCCCCCAGCUACACUACCUAUACAGCUGGUGUCUGUAGAGACCCCCCCCCCCCACCGCCCCCCCCCCCCCCCCCCCCCCCCCCCCCCCCAGCUUACACUACCUAUACAGACUGGUGUCCUGUAGACCCCCCCCCCCCAGCUACACUACCUAUACAGCUGGUGUCCUGUAGACCCCCCCCCCCCCCAGCUACACUACCUAUACAGCUGGUGUCCUGUAGACCCCCCCAGCUACACUACCUAUACAGCUGGUGUCCUGUAGACCCCCCCCCCCCCCCCCCCCCCCCCCAGCUACACUACCUAUACAGCUGGUGUCCUGUAGGAACCCCCCCCCCCCCCCCCCCCCCCCCCCCAGCUACACUACCUAUACAGCUGGUGUCCUGUAGACCCCCCCCCCCAGCUACACUACCUAUACAGCUGGUGUCCUGUAGACCCCCCAGCUACACUACCUAUACAGCUGGUGUCCUGUAGACCCCCCAGCUACACUACCUAUACAGCUGGUGUCCUGUAGACCCCCGCAGCUACACUACCUGUGUGUGUAAUGAGGUUCUGUGUGAGGCUGUGUGUGUGUGUGUGUAAUGAGGUUCUGUGUGAGGCUGUGUGUGUGUGUAAUGAGGUUCUGUGUGAGGCUGUGUGUGUGUGUAAUGAGGUUCUGUGUGAGGCUGUGUGUGUGUGUAAUGAGGUCCUGUGUGAGGCUGUGUGUGUGUGUAAUGAGGUUCUGUGUGAGGCUGUGUGUGUGUGUAAUGAGGUUCUGUGUGAGGCUGUGUGUGUGUGUAAUGAGGUUCUGUGUGAGGCUGUGUGUGUGUGUGUGUAAUGAGGUUCUGUGUGAGGCUGUGUGUGUGUGUGUAAUGAGGUCCUGUGUGAGGCUGUGUGUGUGUGUAAUGAGGUUCUGUGUGAGGCUGUGUGUGUGUGUAAUGAGGUUCUGUGUGAGGCUGUGUGUGUGUGUAAUGAGGUUCUGUGUGAGGCUGUGUGUGUGUGUAAUGAUUGCUGCUGGUGUAAACAAAUGGGAGGGUGUGUUAAAACAACAGGUCCCUCCCUUCCCCAGCAUAGCCAGCUACAUGGAGUGGUAUCCAGCUGGCCUCUCCUCGCUAACAGCUGUGCUGUGUUGUGUUGUGUCCCAGUGGUUCCAGGCUGUACUGAGUAAAGAGGAAGUGUAACAGCUGUGUUGUGUUGUGUCCCAGUGGUUCCAGGCUGUACUGAGUAAAGAGGAAGUCUGACAGCUGUGUUGUGUUGUGUCCCAGUGGUUCCAGGCUGUACUGAGUAAAGAGGAAGUCUGACAGCUGUGUUGUGUUGUGUCCCAGUGGUUCCAGGCUGUGCUGAGUAAAGAGGAAGUCUGACAGCUGUGUUGUGUUGUGUCCCAGUGGUUCCAGGCUGUGCUGAGUAAAGAGGAUGUCCUGCCAGACUCAGUGAGGACUCUGAUCAACACCAACUAUGAUCCAGUCUAUCAGUUCCACCAGUUCUUCCUGAAGGAGGUGGAGCAGAGGCUGCAGCAAUGGUGAGGAGGGGCGGGGGUGUGUGUGUCCCCGUACGUCCAGGUAUUCAGUACCACUCAGGACUGAAUUCAGUGCAUCACUCAGUGAGUCACUACAGCAGCCUGUCAUACAGGAAUGAUCAUCAUCAGAGACCCUGGUGGACGACCAAUCAGAGACCCUGGUGGACGACCAAUCAGAGACCCUGGUGGACGACCAAUCAGAGACCCUGGUGGAAGACCCAACAGACACCACCCUGGUGAAACACUGAGAAGAGGAAAGGAGGACCUAGAGAACACUGAGGAGAGACCUAGAGAACACUGGAGGAGAGACCUAGAGAACACUGAGGAGGAGACCUAGAGAACCACUGAGGAGAGACCUAGAGAACACUGAGGAGAGACCUAGAGACACUGAGGAGGAGACCUAGAGAACACUGAGGAGAGACCUAGAGAACACUGAGGAGAGACCUAGAGAACACUGAGGGAGAGAGACAUAGAGACACUGAGGAGAGACCUAGAGAACACUGAGGAGAGGACCUAGAGAACACUGAGGAGAGACCUAGAGAACAUGAGGAGAGACCUAGAGAACACUGAGGAGAGACCUAGAGAACACUGAGGAGAGACCUAGAGAACACUGAGGAGAGACCUAGAGAACACUGAGGAGAGACCUAGAGAACACUGAGGAGAGACCUAGAGAACACUGAGGAGAGACCUAGAGAACACUGAGGAGAGACCUAGAGAACACUGAGAGGAGAGACCUAGAGAACACUGAGGAGAGACCUAGAGAACACUGAGAGAGAGACCUAGAGAACACUGAGAGGAGAGACCUAGAGAACACUGAGAGGAGAGACCUAGAGAACACUGAGAGGAGAGACCUAGAGAACACUGAGGAGAACCUAGAGAACACUGAGGAGAGACAUAGAGAACACUGAGGAGAGACCUAGAGAACACUGAGGAGAGACCUAGAGAACAAUGAGGAGAGACCUAGAGAACACUGAGAGGAGAGACCUAGAGAACACUGAGAGGAGAGACCUAGAGAACACUGACGAGAGACCUAGAGAACACUGACGAGAGACCUAGAGAACACUGACGAGAGACCUAGAGAACACUGAGGAGAGACCUAGAGAACACAGAGGAGAGACCUAGAGACCACUGAGGAGAUACCUAGAGAACACUGAGAGGAGAGACCUAGAGAACACUGAGAGGAGAGACCUAGAGAAACACUGAGAGGAGAGACCUAUAGAACACUGAGGAGAGACCUAGAGAACAGUGAGAGUCAUGAGAACACUGAGGAGAGACAUAGAUAACACUGAGGAGAGACCUAGAGAACACUGAGGAGAGACCUAGAGAACACUGAGAGACCUAGAGAACACUGAGAGACCUAGAGAACACUGAGAGACCUAGAGAACACUGAGGAGAGACAUAGAUAACACUGAGAGGAGACCUAGAGAACACUGAGAGGAGAGACCUAGAGAACACUGAGAGGAGAGACCUAGAGAACACUGAGAGGAGAGACCUAGAGAACACUGAGGAGAGAUCUAGAGAACACUGAGGAGAGACCUAGAGAACACUGAGGAGAGACCUAAAGAACACAGAGGAGAGACCUAGAGAACACAGAGGAGAGACCUAGAGACCACUGAGGAGAUACCUAGAGAACACUGAGAGGAGAGACCUAGAGAACACUGAGAGGAGAGACCUAGAGAACACUGAGAGGAGAGACCUAUAGAACACUGAGGAGAGACCUAGAGAACAGUGAGAGUCAUGAGAACACUGAGGAGAGACAUAGAUAACACUGAGGAGAGACCUAGAGAACACUGAGGAGAGACCUAGAGAACACUGAGAGACCUAGAGAACACUGAGAGACCUAGAGAACACUGAGGAGAGACAUAGAUAACACUGAGAGGAGACCUAGAGAACACUGAGAGGAGACCUAGAGAACACUGAGAGGAGAGACCUAGAGAACACUGAGAGGAGAGACCUAGAGAACACUGAGGAGAGAUCUAGAGAACACUGAGGAGAGACCUAGAGAACACUGAGGAGAGACCUAGAGAACACUGAGGAGAGACCUAGAGAACACUGAGAGGAGAGACCUAGAGAACACUGAGAGGAGAGACCUAGAGAACACUGAGAGGAGAGACCUAGAGAACACUGAGGAGAGACCUAGAGAACACUGAGGAGAGACCUAGAGAACACUGAGAGGAGAGACCUAGAGAACACUGAGAGGAGAGACCUAGAGAACACUGAGAGGAGAGACCUAGAGAACACUGAGAGGAGAGACCUAUAGAACACUGAGGAGAGACCUAGAGAACACUGAGAGUCAUGAGAACACUGAGGAGAGACAUAGAGAACACUGAGGAGAGACCUAGAGAACACGGAGGAGAGACCUAGAGAACACUGAGAGACCUAGAGAACACUGAGGAGAGACCUAGAGAACACUGAGGAGAGACCUAGAGAACACUGAGGAGAGACCUAGAGAACACUGAGGAGAGACCUAGAGAACACUGAAGAGAGACAUAGAGAACCCUGAGAGGAGAGACAUAGAGAACACUGAGAGACCUAGAGAACACUGAGGAGAGACCUAGAGAACACUGACAGGAGAGACCUAGAGAACACUGAGGAGAGACCUAGAGAACACUGAGGAGAGACCUAGAGAACACUGAGGAGAGACCUAGAAAACUCUGAGGAGAGACCUAGAGAACACUGAGAGGAGAGACCUAGAGAACACUGAGAGGAGAGACCUAGAGAACACUGAGGAGAGACAUAGAGAACACUGAGAGGAGAGAGAACACUGAGAGGAGAGACCUAGAGAACACUGAGAGGAGAGACCUAGAGAACACUGAGAGGAGAGACCUGGAGAACACUGAGAGGAGAGACCUGGAGAACACUGAGGAGAGACCUGGAGAACACUGAGGAGAGACCUAGAGAACACUGAGAGGAGAGACCUAGAGAACACUGAGGAGAGACCUAGAGAACACUGAGAAAAGAGACCUAGAGAACACUGAGAGGAGAGACCUAGAGAACACUGAGAGGAGAGACCUAGAGAACACUGAGAGGAGAGACCUAGAGAACACUGAGGAGAGACCUAGAGAACACUGAGAGACCUAGAGAACACUGAGGAGAGUCAUAUAGAACAGUGAGGAGAGACAUAGAGAACACUGAGGAGAGACCUAGAGAACACUGAGAGGAGAGACCUAUAGAACACUGAGAGGAGAGACCUAGAGAACACUGAGGAGAGACAUAGAGAACACUGAGGAGAGACCUAGAGAACACUGAGAGACCUAGAGAACACUGGGAGACCUAGAGAACACUGAGGAGAGUCAUAGAGAACAGUGAGGAGAGACAUAGAGAACGCUGAGGAGAGACCUAGAGAACACGGAGGAGAGACCUAGAGAACACUGAGAGUCAUGAGAACACUGAGGAGAGACAUAGAGAACACUGAGGAGAGACCUAGAGAACACGGAGGAGAGACCUAGAGAACACGGAGGAGAGACCUAGAGAACACUGAGAGACCUAGAGAACACUGAGGAGAGACCUAGAGAACACUGAGGAGAGACCUAGAGAACACUGAGAGGAGAGACCUAGAGAACACUGAAGAGAGACAUAGAGAACCCUGAGAGGAGAGACAGAGAACACUGAGAGACCUAGAGAACACUGAGGAGAGACCUAGAGAACACUGACAGGAGAGACCUAGAGAACACUGAGGAGAGACCUAGAGAACACGGAGGAGAGACCUAGAGAACACUGAGGAGAGACCUAGAAAACUCUGAGGAGAGACCUAGAGAACACUGAGAGGAGAGACCUAGAGAACACUGAGGAGAGACAUAGAGAGCACUGAGAGGAGAGACCUAGAGAACACUGAGAGGAGAGACCUAGAGAACACUGAGAGGAGAGACCUAGAGAACACUGAGAGGAGAGACCUGGAGAACACUGAGAGGAGAGACCUGGAGAACACUGAGGAGAGACCUGGAGAACACUGAGGAGAGACCUAGAGAACACUGAGAGGAGAGACCUAGAGAACACUGAGGAGAGACCUAGAGAACACUGAGAGGAAAGACCUAGAGAACACUGAGAGGAGAGACCUAGAGAACACUGAGAGGAGAGACCUAGAGAACACUGAGGAGAGACCUAGAGAACACUGAGAGACCUAGAGAACACUGAGGAGAGUCAUAUAGAACAGUGAGGAGAGACAUAGAGAACACUGAGGAGAGACCUAGAGAACACUGAGAGGAGAGACCUAGAAAACACUGAGAGGAGAGACCUAGAGAACACUGAGGAGAGACAUAGAGAACACUGAGGAGAGACCUAGAGAACACUGAGAGACCUAGAGAACACUGGGAGACCUAGAGAACACUGAGGAGAGUCAUAGAGAACAGUGAGGAGAGACAUAGAGAACACUGAGGAGAGACCUAGAGAACACGGAGGAGAGACCUAGAGAACACUGAGAGUCAUGAGAACACUGAGGAGAGACAUAGAGAACACUGAGGAGAGACAUAGAGAACACUGAGGAGAGACCUAGAGAACACUGAGGAGAGACCUAGAAAACUCUGAGGAGAGACCUAGAGAACACUGAGAGGAGAGACCUAGAGAACACAGAGGAGAGACCUAGAGAACACAGAGGAGAGACCUAGAGAACACUGAGGAGAGACCUAGAGAACACUGAGGAGAGACAUAGCUAAUACUGCUCCUCUGAGAGGAGAUACAUAGAGAACACUGCUCCACUCCUCCCUCUGCUGGUUCAACUUUGUAACUACACUGAGUAGUUCAGUGUUCUUUAUUAGUUACAUAUGGUACAUCUACAAGUUGGUUGGAGAAUCUCAGCAAUGCAGUCAGGGUGUCAUAACUCCCUCACCACUCACAGGAAGGGUUUGAUCUUCUCCUGGGGAUUGAUGCUUCUCAGCGGUUAAUCACCCUGUUGCAAUGUGGUGUCAAUUAGAGAGCGGGACAGAUGGGUUACUGAAUGAGUGAUGUUCAUUCCGCAGUUCCCCCUCAAUAUGGUGUCAGUGAGAGAGAGGGAGAAAGAGGGUGAAAAAGUGUCUGUCUGUGUCCUGCAGAGUUAGGUAUAGACGCAGGUAAAAAUGUUGAUAUUGAUUUCUCUCUCUCUCUCUCUCUCUCUCUCUCUCUCUCUGUCUCUCUCUCUCUCUCUCUCUCUCUCCCUCUCUCUCCAGGGAGGGGCGGUCCAACGCCCACAUUAAAGGAGACUACCAGCGUGUCGGAGACGUCAUGCUGAAGAACAUUCAGGGGUUAAAGGUACAGUACAUGUGGAUAUCGUUCCUACCCUUCAAAAUGUCCUCAGAGUAAUGUAGGACCUGUGGGUUAUAGGUGGAGCCAUCUGAUGAACAUCUAGGAACACCUCAUGAUGUUGAUCAUGAUGAUCACAUGGGGUUGGCAUCUUUACACUAGCAGCUAACAGUCCUCUUUCCCUAACCCCUAAAUCUUCUACCUAACCUACCCCUCUCCUCUCUCUCUGCCCCAGCUAACAGUCCUCUCUCCCUAACCCCUAAAUCUUCUACCUAACCUACCCUCUCCUCUCUCUCUGCCUCAGCUAACAGUUCUCUCUCCCUAACCCCUACAUCUUCUACCUAACCUACCCUCUCCUUUCUCUCUGCCCCAGCUAACAGUCCUCUCUCCCUAACCCUACAUCUUCUACCUAACCUACCCCUCUCUCUCUCUGCCCCAGCUAACAGUCCUCUCUCCCUAACCCCUACAUCUUCUACCUAACCUACCCCUCUCUCUCUCUGCCCCAGCUAACAGUCCUCUCUCCCUAACCCCUAAAUCUUCUACCUAACCUACCCCUCUCCUCUCUCUCUCUGCCCCAGCUAACAGUCCUCUCUCCCUAACCCCUAAAUCUUCUACCUAACCUACCCCUCUCUCUCUCUGCCCCAGCUAACAGUCCUCUCUCCCUAACCCCUAAAUCUUCUACCUAACCUACCCUCUCUCUCUCUGCCCCAGCUAACAGUCCUCUCUCCCUAACCCCUAAAUCUUCUACCUAACCUACCCCUCUCUCUCUCUGCCCCAGCUAACAGUCCUCUCUCCCUAACCCCUAAAUCUUCUACCUAACCUACCCCUCUCCUCUCUCUCUCUGCCCCAGCUAACAGUCCUCUCUCCCUAACCCCUAAAUCUUCUACCUAACCUACCCCUCUCUCUCUCUGCCCCAGCUAACAGUCCUCUCUCCCUAACCCCUAAAUCUUCUACCUAACCUACCCCUCUCUCUCUCUGCCCCAGCUAACAGUCCUCUCUCCCUAACCCCUAAAUCUCUACCUAACCUACCCCUCUCUCUCUCUGCCCUAGCUAACAGUCCUCUCUCCCUAAUCCCUUAAAUAUUCUACCUAACCUACCCCUCUCCUCUCUCUCUCUGCCCCAGCUAACAGUCCUCUUUCUCUAACCCCUAAAUCUUCUACAUAACCUACCCCUCUCCUCUCUCCCUCUCUCUCUCCUUUCUCUCUCUGCCCCAGCUAACAGUCCUCUCUCCCUAACCCCUAAAUCUUCUACCUAACCUACCCCUCUCCUCUCUCUGCCCCAGCAGCAGUUGACGUCCCUCCUGCAGCGUCACGGUGAGGUGUUGGUGGAGUUGGAGCGUUCGUGCCGUUCGUCCCAGCGGCUGGAGGAGGCGUGUCGGGAGUUUGAGCAGCAGAAGGUGUGCUACCUGCCCCUUAACGUGUUCCUGCUGCGCCCCCUGCAUCGCCUUCUGCACUACAAACUGAUUCUGGAGAGACUCUGCAAACACUACCCCCCCACACACCAAGACUUCAGAGACAGCAGAGGUAGGCUACAGCAGAGAGAGAACCCACUCCUCUAGUUGUCCUAGUUGAUAGGGUGUGUGUUAGAGAGAGAACCCACUCCUCUAGUUGUCCUAGUUAAUAUCUCAGAGAUGGUGUGUGUUAGAGAGAGAACCCUCCUCCUCUAGUUGUCCUAGUUAAUAUAUCAGAGAUGGUGUGUGUUAGAGAGAGAACCCUCCUCCUCUAGUUGUCCUAGUUAAUAUAUCAGAGAUGGUGUGUGUUAGAGAGAGAACCCUCCUCCUCUAGUUGUCCUAGUUAAUAUCUCAGAGAUGGUGUGUGUUAGAGAGAGAACCCACCUCCUCUAGUUGUCCUAGUUGAUAUAUCAGAGAUGGUGUGUGUUAGAGAGAGACCCACCCCCUCCUCUAGUUGUCCUAGUUAAUGGUCCUCUGUAGCUCAGCUGGUAGAGCACGGCGCUUGUAACGCCAAGGUAGUGGGUUCGAUCCCCGGGACCACCCAUACACAAAAAUGUAUGCACGCAUGACUGUAAGUCGCUUUGGAUAAAAGCGUCUGCUAAAUGGCAUAUUAUUAUUAUUAUUAUUAAUAUAUCAGAGAUGGUGUGUGUUAGAGAGAGAACCCUCCUCCUCUAGUUGUCCUAGUUGAUAUAUCAGAGAUGGUGUGUGUUAGAGAGAGAACCCCCCUCUAGUUGUCCUAGUUGAUAUAUCAGAGAUGGUGUGUGUUAGAGAGAGAACCCCCCUCUAGUUGAGGUGGUGUGUGUUAGAGAGAGAACCCUCCUCCUCUAGUUGUCCUAGUUGAUAUAUCAGAGAUGGUGUGUGUGUACUAAAUCUCCUCCUCUAGCCGCCCUAGCUGAUAUAUCAGAGAUGGUACUGCAGCUUCAGGGAACCAUGAUGAAGAUGGAGAACUUCCAGAAGCUUCUAGAACUGAAGAAAGAUCUGACAGGCAUCCAGGACCUGGCUAUACCGGGCAGGGUGAGGGAACAGUUUUACCUGACUUUGCUCUGACAACUAUUGUACUGAUUUAUUUGAAGUUGUAGUGCAUCAAUCCUCAUGUUGUCCUUUAGUGUCUCUGAUUUACAGAGAUGAUGUUGUUCAUUGUUUACUCAGUGUGUUGUUUAUCUACCCAAUCCAGGAGUUUAUCAGACUGGGAUGUCUCAGCAAGCUCUCAGGGAAAGGACUACAGCAGAGGAUGUUCUUCCUGGUUAGUCAUUACUUCCUACUUCCUGUCACAUGACUCCUCUGCUCCUCACUCACAAUUCAGGUAUCCUAUCCCUCUCUGUGUUCCUCUCUCCCCCUCCAGUUCAGUGAUUCGCUGGUGUACACCAGCAGAGGGAUGACCGCAGACAACCAGUUCAAGGUUCACGGCCAGCUGCCUCUCUACGGCAUGACAGUACGAGUCUCCAGAACCUGA